ACAUAUUGUGCAGCUAUUGUUUUCUACUUUUAUUUGUAAAUUUAUUUUUCUAUGUGUUUAUCUGUUUAAUCUUUUAGGUAAUAUUUUUGUCUGAGAGUUUACUGUCCAUUGUCUGUUCUUAACAGACUCUACCUGCUCUUUUAAUUGAUUAAAAAGUGUACCUAAGGAUAUCAGUAAAGGGAUCUGAACUAACUGUACAGAUGCCAUAGUACUGUGAGCUUAUAUGGCAUUUAAGACAUUUUAAUCCUAAUCCUAAAGUUUUGUGGUGAUAAAAAUCUUGGAUAUCUCAAAGGUUAGCAAAAAUAUAGAUUUAGUAUUUUUUAUAUAGUUCCACAUAGCUCACUACACAGUUAAUGUGCCCCAUUGAAUUCUGCUAAAACAUUUUUUUCUUUCUUCUAUUACCAUGCAAAAUGAUGCAUUCUAUAAUACCAUCAUUUAGGGCUGCACCAUAUUGGAAAAUCAUGUGAUGGCGAUAAUAUCAAUAAAUAUUGCGAUGACAAUAUCAGUUUUGAUAUAUACCUGCUUUCUUUUUUCUCAAUCUUUGCUUCCUACUAUAUGUGACCUUUAUUUUUAACUGGGGCUUAAAAUCACUACCUGUGUCUAAGAUAAACUACUUUAUUUAAGCAACAGAGAACACCAAUCAAAAAUAUGUGCAAUCGCCCAUAAAUAGAACUUUGUCUUAGUUUUGAACAAAGCCUUCCAAAGGAACUUAAGCUAAGUUGUGACGACAACUCCUUAUUCCCAUUGUGAGUUUAAAAGGAAGAGGAGGACCAACCUAAAAAACCAGAAAACUGGUGUUUGUUGUUUCGUACUAUGAGCUUCCUGUUUUCCAUAGCUCAGUAGAAAGAAAACCUCUUGUCAAUGUUUUUGUCCAUUUGAGAUUGUAGCCUUUGUGAAUGGUUGUGUUUUUUUUAAACAAUUAAAUUUUUGAUCUGUGAUUUAUAGAUGUGAACGAUAGAUGUGAGACGGUCAUUUAGUGUGGAAGUAAGAGGAGAAACAGACAUCGGAAUGCCACAGCCUGUCUUGCUGCUGCCCUUCCUUCUUGUGCUCAUAGGAUAUGCUUUUGCAGGGCUCAGUAUUUGGCCCUCUUUCCAUGAGGCCCUUAGCAAUGGGAGUGUAUUUGUGGACUUUAGCACAACAUCAAAUAACAGCACCAUCAUCAACAUGAGCCUCUCUCUAGUCAACAUGGAAACCAAUACUUCAAUUCUUUCCCGGACCCUCCCCAGCAACCAACUGGUUGGUAGGGAGGAGUUUGAUUGUUCCUGCUUCCUGUAUGCAGGAACUUUCCGGUUCCUGCUGAGGCAGACAAGCAUCACCACUGUUUUUCAUGCUAACAGAACAGAUGUCAGCAGCACAGAAAGCUCAGCCUCCUGGUGGAGCUCUGAACUGCAAGUGCAGUGGCCCACUUUUCACAUUUCUGUGGCGAAAGCACGAAACCACUCUGAAUAUUUUCAGGUUGUGUUAUCCUCUAAUGAACACUUUCAGGCUUGCUCCAGAGGCACUGACUCUGCCCUCUUCUUAGAAGUGAGUUAUAUGGAGUACAACCAGAUCGGACAAAGUACCGUUGACAAAGUUCGAGCUCAAACACGGAAACCAAUCAAGCCGCUUCGUUCGCAGAGCGUUGAGCUGCCCUGUGCUUUCCCGUUCACUGAGAGAGACUUCUUACGAGUGGCUCUGCGAUCCCCUCACACAGUACAAGAAGUGAAGGACUCUGUUCCUCUCUAUCUGUCCCGUAUUUUUUCCUACAAACUACUGGUGGAAAACGCCAGUGCUUAUAAAAGUGGCUGCAUGGGCACAAUGACUGUUAAGAUGAUAUCCCCACCUUGCACUCAUGUCAAUGGGAAAAUACUGCUAUAUAAUGCAGGCCUUGCAAGGCUGGGUGACUUAACUUCCCUGUUGAUGGAGUUUAGACCAGAGGAACAAUCUUCUUCUUUGCUUGCAUCUAAUUGGCUCACACAAGGGAAGAAUGAGACUGAAUUCAACUGCUCUGUUUUUUACCCAGGAAGAAAUAAGUAUUGCUUCCGCUAUGUUUUCAACAUCAGUCAAUCCCAUAGUCCAGCACAGACAUGUCUGGUGGUUUACAGAAGAGCAGAAUCUUGGGGACCCUGGCACCCAUGGAGUGUUUGCAGUGCGACUUGUGGAGAGGCAGUGAGGGAAAGAGUUCGAGAGUGUUUGCUGCCCUCUGGUGUGCGAGGCACGCAGUGCACUGGCAUGAUGAAGGAACAAUCUCUAUGCUCCCUGGAAGACUGUGAUAUGCUAUCUUCUCCAUCUCCAUCUCUUCCCUCUGUACCUGUGAGAGCAUCCCAGCUUGGUGGAAACAUGAUUGUGGUGUUAGGUAUUUCCCUCUGCUUGGCAGUGAUCAUGGCAACAGUUGUUGUGACUGUGUGGAGGAAGCUUUGCCAAACCCCUCAGUGUAGCUCAGUCCACAGAGGCUCCAUUCAUUCCCCUGGUGGGCGCAAACUUUCAGAUGAGGCCUCCAUCUGUGGCCAUAGCCUCCAAAGGCCCAGCCUCUCUGAUGGUCAUUGCCCAUUGGGGGCAGUUGUUCCCCAAAAAGAGAGACCCUCACUCGGAGUGCAGCCUCUCUCACCACAGGCACUGAAAUCACUUUCACAGGAUCCAGAAAGACUAUCUCCCACAGGUCAGAAGGUGCUACCACCAAUAUUUGGCUAUCGUUUGGCUCAGCAGCAGCUGAAAGAGAUGAAGAAACAAGGGUUAAAAGAGGCCACACAGAUGUACCAUGUCUCUUCAAGCCCUGUCCAUGAUACUGUGGUAGAGACCUGCGCCUCACCCACCACCACACCAAUUCCUUCACCUACUGAGUUUGCUUGUUCUGCCCUUCCCUUGGGUUUGCAGGACAAUGUCAACCACAGCCAUUUUUGUACAUCAACUCCCUUAUCUGGGACAUUGGGGGUCACAUCAGACAGACUGAGUCCAAGGGUGGAGAUAGUUUUGGGUCCUCCUCCUGUCUCUGGGAGGAGCUCUAAAUGGCGUGACCGCACAGCUGACUGGGUGGAGAUGGUAGAGAGGAGCAAGAUGCCCAGUCUUAGGGGAGAAGGAGAUGAAACAUCGGCAAAUAGUUUCCACAAGAAUCCAAACUUCAGACGGACCUCCAGUUUUAGUGACACCAAACUCCUUUCGACUUCUUCGGCUCAGUCCACGCAGUUUAGAGAAAGGAGCAUGACCCAGGUGGGAUCGCGGACGCUUCCAGAAGGAAGUUCUUGGACCAAAGAAAGAUGGGAGAGACAGCCUCACCCGUCGUAUCCCAUCCCAGAACAUAGAGUCUCAGACUGGAGUACUACCAAACCCCAGAGUAAUGAGCAGAGGAAGGUUUGGAUGGGGACAGCACAUAAUAGUCAAGUCAAGCACACUGGAACAAACACUAACAAUAUUUCAACAUCUGAGAAAAAUGCUAAAGACUUUAGUGGCAGAGGUGAAAGAAAGGGGCUUGCCGACCCUGACGGCAGAGGUGGAGGGUUGGUCUCAGGGAUUGGUGGUCCAUCCCUUAGACAUCCCUGGUCUCAUGAGGUGAAACAGCUGGGUGUAGACCGAGCUGAGCGGGCUGAGCAGAACUGGAACCGCCGUGGCCCAUCACCUAUCCAAAGGAACAUCCUGGCCCGGAAACUGAAAGAGGCUCAGUCCUGCUCUGGAGCCAAGGGACGCCAGCGCAGUUCCAGCUUUAACGUCUCAUCAUCUGAUCGAAGGAAAGAUUGGUGCAACUCUCUGCCAAUGUCUAGAGACCAGAGCAGCAGCGGUGGCUCCCCCUAUAGGCUAAGUGAGGUGGAACAAAGGAUGCUGGACUUAGAUCUAUCCCCAAAUUUUGUACAGGAGAAGCAGUAGAAAGUCAGUUAUUUUUACAAUAUUAUGUUAACAAUUUAUAUAUGUUGAAAGAACAAAUAGAACAACUAACUCUUUAACAUUUUUAAUGCAUUGCUUUUAAUAUUUCCAUGGUAUAAUGAGCACAUUCACCCUUCUGCAAGGUUAAACACCAGCUAGAUUGGUGAUAGAUUUCAAGAUGCAA
Messenger RNA from Xiphophorus couchianus (Monterrey platyfish), 4018 nucleotides. RefSeq names its product thrombospondin, type I, domain containing 1 (gene thsd1). Gene Ontology annotation, cellular component: cell periphery. NCBI's taxonomy places the organism in Eukaryota, Metazoa, Chordata, Actinopteri, Cyprinodontiformes, Poeciliidae. The transcript has 7 exons. Bases 1009 to 3837 code for a protein of 942 amino acids. The record is from RefSeq and is a predicted model, not a curated record.